Closterium sp. NIES-67 is the source of this 523-nucleotide messenger RNA. Lineage: Eukaryota; Viridiplantae; Streptophyta; Zygnematophyceae; Desmidiales; Closteriaceae. The record is from the annotation of a GenBank genome assembly.
GUGCCACAGUAUGCGAAACUCGCGCACCACUCACGAAUCUGCUGAAGAAGAACACGCCCUACAAAUGGGAGACGAAGCACCAGGAAGCCGUGGAGCAGCUGAAACAAGCACUAACGUCCGCACCGGUGCUCAUCUUGCCAGAUCCCGAACGCGACUACGUAAUCGAGAAGCUGACGCCAGCGACCAGGCAGUGGGAGCAGUCUUAAUGCAAGACCAGGGGAAUGGACUGCAACCAAUUGCCUACCUCAGCAAGAAACUGCACGGGGCAGAACUCAACUACCCGAUACACGACAAAGAGGCUCUUGCUAUCGUCAUCGCCUUCAAAGCGUGGAGAUGCUAUCUCGAAGGACGAAGAACGACCGUCUACACCGACCACUGCAGCCUGAAAUAUUUGAAGACACAACCCAACCUUUCCAGGCGGCAGGUCCGGUGGAUCGACUUCCUCGAGACACACUUCCACUACGACAUCGUGUACAAGCCCGGCCACAAGAACAAAGCAGACGCUCUCAGCCGGCCUGCACAC